AAUUCUAAGUCAUACUUUCUCUUCGUAUGGUUAUAAAACAACAGCAACCACAACUAGAAUCAAGAAAUCAUUGUAGGAAUUUUCUUUUACUUUUUCUUUCUCCCAAAGAAAUGGCCGAGCUCUCCACAUGCAAUGGUUUGAAGAUCCUUUCCAAAGUACCACCCCGUUCUAACUCAUGCAUAAAUGCACCCAAUGUCCAACCGUGGAGGAAGAAGGUGUUUGGCAUUCUCGCCAUGAAAUCCGGUGGUCCAUCUUUCAAUUUGGUUAGAAAGAGGUGCCAAACGUGUAGUGGGCAAGGUUCAAUAGAGUGCCCUGGUUGUAAGGGAACUGGAAAAAACAAGAAGAAUGGUAACAUCUUCGAGCGAUGGAAGUGUUAUGAUUGUCAAGGUUUCGGACUGAAGAGUUGCCCUGUUUGUGGGAAGGGAGGACUUACACCUGAGCAAAGAGGGGAAAGAUGAGCAAAGUUCUCCACCUGAUAUGUAUUUGGGUUAUCAAGCACUACAUCUCUGCAAGUGUGGGACACAUGUACAUGAUCCUGACUGUUUAUCCACUACUCAAUUACACAAUUACACGUUGAUGCUUGUAUCUUGAGCUAAAUUGCCUAAUUUGUGGGAAAUGUUUGGCAUAUAGCCGUCGAUCAGAUUGAUUUUCUA
Molecule: messenger RNA, 653 nt
Organism: Magnolia sinica
Lineage: Eukaryota; Viridiplantae; Streptophyta; Magnoliopsida; Magnoliales; Magnoliaceae
Exons: 4
Coding region: 27-458 (143 amino acids)
Source: RefSeq, a predicted model, not a curated record